Messenger RNA from Rhodamnia argentea, 622 nucleotides. RefSeq lists its product as uncharacterized. The record is from RefSeq and is a predicted model, not a curated record. NCBI's taxonomy places the organism in Eukaryota, Viridiplantae, Streptophyta, Magnoliopsida, Myrtales, Myrtaceae. The transcript is spliced from 2 exons. Bases 30 to 455 code for a protein of 141 amino acids.
GGCGAUUACCCCCUCUCUCUCUCUAGAAAAUGCCGAUUCUCUCUCCUCCGACGUCACUUCACGCGCCACCACGGAACUCGAUAGUUCCUCCGAUGUUCUCCUCCUCCUUCCCCGUCUCCUGCUGUCGAUUCUACGCUUUCCACUACGAAUCCAAUCACCCUUUGUCUUCUCCAAUCAAUCUUCGCAGUCCAUUCCUGCCAUCCCUUCUAAGCCCCAGCGCUCGGCCUCGCCGCCACCGCCUCGGGGCUGCUCGUGGUCCGCCCUCGCCGCCGGAGUCCGGUCCUCCGCCCAAAAAUGGCUCUCGUGGGCUCAGAAGCGUUGCAGCAUCUUUAUCUAGAUUUCAGGACAGUGUGCAGAUUUUCUUUGCAGUUCUUUUCUGGAUGUCUCUGUUUUUCUGGGCCUCUGCAUGGGACAGGAGAAAUAGACCAAGCAAAGGAUCAAGAUCUAGAAGAUGAACUAGUUAGUUCUGUUUUGUACAUAGUACUUUUAAGUGCAAUACUUAAAGUCAUACGAACGAUAUUCAAAUAGAUGGUGGACACUGCUCCUAUUUUCUUCUUACUUAAUAUAUACAAGUUCUGUAACAAUUGCAAUUAUGAAACUUAUGCAACGUAUACAUUCAAUU